Molecule: messenger RNA, 1073 nt
Organism: Corticium candelabrum
Lineage: Eukaryota; Metazoa; Porifera; Homoscleromorpha; Homosclerophorida; Plakinidae
Exons: 5
Coding region: 84-977 (297 amino acids)
Molecular function (GO): galactoside binding; carbohydrate binding
Source: RefSeq, a predicted model, not a curated record
UACGUUGUGUGCUCUGGUUCACGAUAGUCACGUGAGAUCCUAACAACUUCAGGAAAGCGGUCGUCUGCACCAGCAAUUCUUCAAUGAGUCAAGACAGUGAGAUCAGUCUGCCAUUGUCACGCCCUUAUCUCACCAACGCUCCAGGAAAAACCGUUUACGUCUACGGUGUGAUAUUACGUGAUCCUGUCCACUUUGAUAUUGAUCUGCCUACUACUUCAGAAGGAGACGACAGCGGAAUCGCCCUUCACAUCAGCGUUCAAUCAGCUGUAAACGCUGUCUUUUUUAAUUCUAAGAUCGAGGGCGUGUAUGGCGACCAGGAGAAGGCAGAUACAUUUCCAUUCCAAACAGAACAAAAGUUUUUGCUCACUAUAACAACCACAGAGGAAACGUAUGACAUCAAAGUGAACGAGGCACAUCUUUAUUCCUUCAACCACAGAGUACCGCCACAAGAUGUGAAACGCUUUGCUAUUAGUCAACAAUCAGAAGAUGGAGUAUCAUCUGUCAGGAUUACUCGAUUAUUAGUAACAGGUUCCUGGACUCUUCCUUCACUAGAAGGUGAGAUAAUAGUAUUCGAAAGCAGAGCUGCUUUCGCUGUUGCCAACAAAUACAUAAAGGUCAAGAGUAAUCAAACAACUGUUGCCACUACCGAUAGCACAUCACAAGAUAAAGUUCGAUUUACGAUUGCUGGUAACGAAAAUCCGUACAGCUUCAGAAACAAUAAAUAUACUGACAAGUACUUGACAAUCAAAGAGAAUCAACUCUACGCCGAUCUUGAGAGUGACUAUGAUAAGUUCCAAGUCACAGAAGACAAUGAAGGAUACUACAUUUUUGAGUCUAACGAAAUUGUGGGAAGCUAUAUUGGAGUUAACCAAUCAGGAGAUAUUGUACCACCACACGAAGUAGCGGGCGAAGAAUCCAAUUUCUACAACGGCUGCAGUAACAUUGAGACAGCACAUGGUUUUUGCAAGUUCCUGUAGAGAACUGGAUGCAAAGAACAUCGUUGGACAUCUAUAGUUCGAAGCGUGAAUGUGUGUGUGUGUGUGUGUGUGUGUGUGUGUGUGUGUGUUUGUGUU